UUGCUUUUGCUUGCCAGUAUGUUUGUGCUAGUGGAAAUGACAGAUACUGUGCGAAUACCUCCAUGGCAAUUUGAAAGGAAGCUUAAUGAUGCUAUCACAGAAGAAUUAAACAAGAAGCUAGCAAAUAAGGUUGUGUAUAACGUUGGCCUCUGUAUUUGUCUGUAUGACAUCACAAAGCUGGAAGAUUCCUACAUAUUUCCAGGAGAUGGUGCAUCACACACAAAAGUGCAUUUUCGGUAUGUUGUAUUUCACCCUUUUCUGGACGAAAUUCUGGUUGGAGAGAUAAAAGGUUGCAGUCUGGAAGGAGUCCACGUUUCUCUUGGGUUUUUUGACGACAUCAUCAUUCCUCCAGAAUCUCUACAGCAACCUGCCAAGUUUGAUGAAGCUGAGCAAGUGUGGGUCUGGGAAUAUGAGACUGAAGAAGGAGCCCAUGACCUGUAUAUGGAUACCGGGGAGGAGAUCCGUUUCCGUGUGGUGGAUGAGACCUUCAUUGAUACAUCCCCAACAGGCCCAAGCUCUGCAGGGCCUUCUACCUCUGGUGUUGCAGAUGAGGCCCAGAAGAAGGAAGCUCCCUAUACUCUUGUGGGAUCAAUCAGUGAACCUGGACUGGGCCUCCUAUCCUGGUGGACAAACAGUUAACCAAUAGGAGAGGCUGUUCUGCACUAUGGAACUU
Messenger RNA from Euleptes europaea (tarantolino), 673 nucleotides. RefSeq names its product RNA polymerase III subunit H (gene POLR3H). The record is from RefSeq and is a predicted model, not a curated record. Gene Ontology annotation, cellular component: RNA polymerase III complex. Gene Ontology annotation, biological process: transcription initiation at RNA polymerase III promoter; DNA-templated transcription. The transcript is spliced from 6 exons. Bases 19 to 639 code for a protein of 206 amino acids. Gene Ontology annotation, molecular function: DNA binding; DNA-directed RNA polymerase activity. NCBI's taxonomy places the organism in Eukaryota, Metazoa, Chordata, Lepidosauria, Squamata, Sphaerodactylidae.